AUGGAGAAACUCAACACGGAAGAUGGACACCUCUUCAUCAAGAAUCUCGCCAGUUUUGUGCGAACCCAUGAAAAGGCUCUCGCCAACGCCCUCCAGCUGAGGCGCCAGCCGCCCAAAAAUGCCGCCGCCCACCCCCCCAGCGCCUCCUCGGCCUCGUCGACGCUGGCUGCUGCCCUCUCCUUGGGCGCUCUUAAGCUUACCUCUCAGGCCAUCAAGCCCGCCAAACUCACCCUCACUCCGCACCACCUCUUCUACCUGCUCUCCCGCUUCGAGGAUCUCACCAUCUCCGUCGGCCCCAUGAACGUCCGCCUGGAGAACAUCCACGCCGAGACUCUCCCCUCCUAUGUCUCCUUCCUCAACCAGCCCCGCCGCGCCCGGGGCGACCGCGAAUCCAUCCAUUCCGUCUCCAGCAUCCGGAGCGUCAUGUCCGGCAUCUCCUCUCUCUGGUCCUCCUUCGGCCUCGGCUCCAAGGACGCCGCCGCCCAGUCUCGCUCCGAGCGCGCCAGGGCCGCCCUCGACGCCGACCUCAAAUAUCUCUACUCCGCCUUCACCAAGAUCCCCUGUCUGCGGCUUGCCCCGGACCACCGUGCCCGUCUGAUCCGUGGCUACGAGGAAUUUCCCUUCGACACCGCCGUGCCCCUCCACGCCUUCAAGAACCUGAGCGCCCUCGAGAUCAUCGACAUUGACUUCCGCUCCUUCUACGGCUGGGACCGUCUCGCCGAGCAGCUACGUACCCUCACCAUCAAGCGCGCCAGCCUCGAUGAUCCUGCCGACCUCCUCACCGGCAUCGUCCUCGACGACAUGGAUCGCCGCCGUCGUCGAUCCUCCUCCAAGCCUGCCACCCCGGUUCUGGGGUGGACAAGUACCACCUCGGUUCCUCCUCCCCCUCCUGCUCCUCCCCAGCCCCAACCGGUUGGCCAUCGGUCUCCUCCGCGCGACCGCAUCCCCAACUCCCUCUCCGCUCCAGGUUCCCCCACUCUCGAUCAUCAACAUCAUCGACACCACCAGUCGAUGUCCUACGCCUCCAGCGCCAGUCCUCAGGCUAGCUCCAUGAUCCGUGUCCACUCGGAGGGAAGCAAAACCGCCAAUGACGGGAGCAGCUCACCUUCCCGCCCUAACAGCGCGAAACAGCAGUCGGGCGGUGGCGGCGGUGGCGGCGGCAGCGGCAGUAGUCACCAUCAACACCACCAACACCACCACCACCACCACCAUCAGCAUCACCGCUCCUCUCACGGCCGCGGACCCUCCUCGCGGAUGCGUCGCACGGGUUCCGGCAGCUCGAACUCAAGUGAGACCUCGGCCAGCGUCGGUCGCACCGCGAGCUCCUCGAACCUCCUGGCGGGGAUCCUCCCGGCAUCCAAAUGGCGAUUCUUACGCCAUCUCGGCCUGCCGGACAACGCUCUGACCGCUCUCACCGCCGCCAGCCUUGCCCCCGUGGCCAACACCCUGCACUCGCUCGACCUGUCGGCCAACCUGUUUGCCGAGGUGCCGGACAGUCUUGCCUCCCUGGUCGCCCUGCGCGCCCUCAACCUCUCUCAUUGCAUGAUCGACUCGCUGCACUCGCUGUCUCACAACCCCCUACCCGCCAUCACCGCCCUCAAUCUGCGCGCCAACCGCCUGCGCUCCCUCGCCGGCAUCGAGCGUCUGCUCUCCCUCGAGCGUCUCGAUCUGCGCGACAAUGGGCUCGCCGACCCCACCGAGAUCGCCCGCCUCACCAGCCUACCCGAGAUCCGUGAGAUUUGGGUCGCCGGAAACCCCUUUGUCAAGACCCACCCCAACUACCGCGUCACCAUCUUCAACCUCUUCCGACGCACCCCGGGCUAUUCCGAGGACAUCAUCAUCGACGGCUCCGGUCCGGGCUACACCGAGCGGAAGCAGCUGAUUGACCGUGUCGCCGAGCCCGAGAGCGCUCCCGUCAUUCGUCCCGUCCCGACCGAGGAGCCAGCCGCCGUCAUCAUCAAAUCAGUGACGGCCCUGGCUCCUUCUCCCCCUGCUCCUCCUCCCCCUCAUCCUCCUCCGAAGGAUGGCGAUCAUGAUGGAACGGUGAAAGGGAAGCCUCCGGCUACUGAGGUCGGAACGGCCACCCGCCGCAAGAAGCCCGUCCGCCGGAAAAUCGUUGACCUGUCGCUGGAUUCCACGACCGGCAGCACCGACCUCGGCGCCUCGCGCACGGCAGGCGCCCCGAUCCCCCCCGUGCAGAUCAUCAACCUCCCUGCCGACCCGUUUACCGAGUCGUCGUCGCGGGAUCGCGCCUGGCCACUCGCAAACCACUCGUUGCUCCUGGAACUGCCCCCCACGGCCGUCCCGCCGGCGCCCGCGCUGCCGGUCCCGGCCCCGUCAUCGCUACUGCAUCUCACCUCUCCCACGAUGCUGCAGUCUCCGCUGCCGGCGGACACGGACUGGCCCGCUGUCCAUAGCGACCUGUACCGGCAGAAGCUGGCGGCGGCGCUGCAGCAUGAGGUCGGCAGCAGCUGGUUGACGGUGCUGAGUGACCAGACGUGGGACAGUGCGUUCAAAGACAUUCACGUCCACCCGGCGGCAUUCAGCCCGUGCAUCCAGGCCAGUCCGGUCUCGGGGGCGAACAGUUGA
Penicilliopsis zonata CBS 506.65 is the source of this 2589-nucleotide messenger RNA. RefSeq lists its product as hypothetical. The transcript is spliced from 2 exons. The coding region runs from base 1 to 2589 and encodes 862 amino acids. The record is from RefSeq and is a predicted model, not a curated record. NCBI's taxonomy places the organism in Eukaryota, Fungi, Ascomycota, Eurotiomycetes, Eurotiales, Aspergillaceae. Gene Ontology annotation, cellular component: cytoplasm. Gene Ontology annotation, molecular function: protein kinase binding.